Molecule: messenger RNA, 1608 nt
Organism: Amphibalanus amphitrite
Lineage: Eukaryota; Metazoa; Arthropoda; Thecostraca; Balanomorpha; Balanidae
Exons: 1
Coding region: 1-1041 (346 amino acids)
Biological process (GO): DNA integration
Molecular function (GO): nucleic acid binding
Source: RefSeq, a predicted model, not a curated record
AUGUGGCAGGAGGACGGCGCACCGACACGCGUCUUCGAGUCGGUCUCGGCCGACUACUUCUCCGCUGGAGGACGCACGUACCUGGUGUAUGUGGACCGCCUGUCCGGGUGGCCGUACGUCACUGUGUGUCCCCGCACCGCCUCGGCGGACCAUCUGACGCGGCAGCUCCGACUGAUGUUCUCGCAGACGGGCGUCCCGACCGUGUUCCGGUCAGACGGCGGACCCCAGUUUGCAUCAGGCACGCUCCGCCGGUUCCUCCAGCGCUGGGACGUACGGCAUGAGAUGUCGUCACCGCACUACCCGCGCGCUAACGGGCACGCGGAGGCCUGCGUGAAGACAGCGAAGAAGCUGGUGCUGGCUGCGUCCUCAUCGGGCCGGCUCGACCAGGACCAACUGGACCGAAGUCUGCUCGAACUCCGUAACACGCCCCGAGCAGACGGACGGUCGCCGGCACAGGUGCUGUUUGGUCACCCGCUUCGCUCUGGUGUUCCCACGCACCACCGCGCCUUCGCUCCUGAGUGGCAGCGAGCAGCCGCUGUCUGUGAAGAAAAGGCUGCCGAGCUCCAGGAGCAGGUGGUCAGACGCUACGACGAGAGCACGCGCCGGCUGUCACCGCUCAAGAUCGGCAGCCGGGUCGACCUUCAAGACCCCGCCACCGGCCGAUGGAACCGGAUCGGAGUGAUCGUGGGCGUCGGUCAGAGGCGCACGUACCUCGUCAAGACCGCCAGUGGCAGGGUCCUGUGGCGGAACCGCCGCUACCUGCGCCCAUACCGGCCCCUUCUGACAGAGCCCACCCCGCCUGUGGCUCCGUCCGCCCCGCGCGCGCCCCAGCGGCCGCCGCCGCCGCCAGAGAGCACCGCGGUCGCCGCCGAGCGGGCGGUCCGACCCGCUGCUAGUGCGCCGGUUGUGUGCCGCUCGCCGCCGGUGCGGUCACCCGAGGUGGAGACGGCCGCCGCCGCUCUCCCGCGUCGUCCUCGACGGCAGCGCCGCGCUCCUGGUCGGCUCCGAGUUCAAUGGGGUGCGACCUCGUAUGAGGAGUGAUUGUGAGACAACGUCGUGGAGUGUCGUGUUUUUGUGUGUUUUUGACGACUGUUGUCUCGAGGGGGGAUGUUGUGUUCGGGUAUAGGGGGUGUAGACUUGGACCGCCUCUGCGGCCCCACCUCUGUGUGCCUGGGAGCGCCCCUGCCGGCGCUCAGCUGUCCGUGCGCGCCAAGCGGCGUGAGUGGCGCACGGGACGAAAACUGACGCUCGCCAUACUUGUUUAGUUUUUGGAAGACUCUCUCGGCCCAUUCGCACCGGCAGUAAAUAAAUCGCGUUUCUCUUAAGCUCUCUCUCACUCGAACCGUGAAUUACGAACAUAACAGGAGCCACCCCCUCAACCUGCUCCUUCACGUCGGGGCCCAUUGCCGCAGUCUCCGCUCCCGAGUGUGCCCCGGAUCCAGCAGCUUCGCAAGCUGACAGCGCGGGGCUGGGGACUAGAGGAACGACAGCUCUGCGCUGUAGCGUCUGGAUACGUCCGUGGAGUGCUGGUGCACGCGGCCGCCACCUGGCUCCUGGUGACGCCACAAUCCCACGUGGAACUUCUCCAGAGGGAGAUGCAGGCGGUUA